AUGGCUCCCAAGGUCUUCCUCACUGGCGCAACAGGCUACAUUGGAGGGGAUGCCCUCUUUGCACUUGUCGAAGCACAUCCAGACUGGGAAUAUACCUGCUUAGUUCGAAACGCCGACAAAGGGGCCAAGGUUGCUGCUGCUUAUCCCACAGUCAGACUCGUUUACGGGACCCUUGACUCGACAGAUUUGCUUGAAGAGGAGGCAGGAAAGGCGGAUAUCGUAUACCAUACUGCGGAUAGUAGUGAUCAUGUUGCUUCUGCUGAAGCAUUUGGGAAGGCAGCCGCUAAGCGGGCUCCUUCAAGCCCUCUUUUCUAUAUCCACACUGGUGGCACAGGAUUGUUGGGGUGGGAAACCACAGAGAAGGACGCGUAUGGCACGGAGCUACCCAGAAUUUAUAACGACUGGGAUGAUAUCAAAGAAGUGACCUCGAUCCCUGAUUUCGCUUCGCACCGUCACGUUGACAAGAUUGUCCUACGCAUGAGCUCAACCAACCCUCAGGCAGUCAAGACUGCCAUUGUUUGCCCGCCUUGCAUUCAUGGUCCGGGAAGAGGUCCAGACAAUCAGCGUUCAAUUCAGGUUUAUGAAGCAGCGAAAGCCAUUCUGAAGAGAAAGCAGGCAUUUCUGCCCUUGAAGGGGGACAAUGUUUGGCAUGAAGUCAACGUACACGACCUCUCUGACGUGUUCAAGCUACUUGGGGAAGCAGCGGCAGCUGGAGGUGGUGAAGCAACUUGGAACGAAGAUGGCUACUAUUUCGCAGAGCAUGGUGAAUUUGUCUGGAAAGAUAUCUUUCAAAGCAUCGCGAAGAUUGCGAAGCAAAAGGGCUUGAUUGAAUCAGACGAGACGCUUAGCCUUCCUGCCGACGAGUUGACCAAAUUGCAUCCGGCUGGCCUAUACCUCUGGGGCUCAAACUCACGAGGGAAAGCAAUCAGAGCAAGGAAAUUGCUGGGAUGGGAAUGUCGUGGAAAAUCUCUCAAAGAAGAUCUUUCCGAAAUCGUUGAGAGAGAGGCUAGAGCACUCGGAUUGAUCGAGGGUCAUGCCGCCAAAGUUACUAAAUAA
Messenger RNA from Endocarpon pusillum Z07020, 1056 nucleotides. RefSeq lists its product as uncharacterized. The coding region runs from base 1 to 1056 and encodes 351 amino acids. Lineage: Eukaryota; Fungi; Ascomycota; Eurotiomycetes; Verrucariales; Verrucariaceae. The transcript is spliced from 3 exons. The record is from RefSeq and is a predicted model, not a curated record.